GCUGGCCCGGCGGCGCGACCUCAGCCAGGUAGAGCGAGCUUGGGAGCCUCAUGCGCGCGGCUGUCGGGCGGGAGUGAGCGAGGCGAGGCUCCGUUCCGUGCGUCCUGCCUCUUUCGCGCCGAGGCGCGCCUUCCGCAUGGCUACGCGGGUGCUGAGCAUGAGCGCCCGCCUGGGGCCCGAGGAGCCCGUCUUCGCGCAGCUCAAGCCCGUGCUGGGCGGCCGGGAAGCCGCGCAGUUCCCGGGGCAGGGUCCCGAGGAGAUCAAGCAGCAGCAAGCGGGCGCAGCAGCCAGGAUCCCCAGCGAGGAGAUGGCGCAGGCCCGCUGUGAAAUGGAGAAAUAUCUGACCCCUCAGCUCCCUCCUGCCCCGGUUCUCCCUGAGCAUAAAAAGUACCGCCGCGAGAGUGCCUCCGUGGUUGACCAGUUCUUCACCAACAGUGAAGGGGUGCCUUACAGCGUCAACAUGAACAUCUACCUUCCUGAUAUCACACAGCUGAGAACGGGCUUGUACAAAUCGCAGAGGCCACCGGUCACCCACAUCAAGACGGAGCCCGUGACAGCCUUCAGCCACCAGAGCGAAACUGUUGCUCCCGUCCCGAACCCCACCCAGGCGCUCCCCGAGUUCACAAGCAUCUUCAGCCCCCACCAGACACCCGACGUCAACAACCUCUUCAUCAAGCAGGAGCUUACCACUCCAGAUAUCCACGUCUCUGUGCCCCAACAAGGUCAGCUGUAUCAGCUCCUGAGCUCUCCCGAUUUAGACAUGCCCAACCCGACUACGCAAGCGGCGGUGAUGGACUCCUUCAGUAAUGUCUCCAUGUCCUCUGCCAUGGCAGGCCUUAACACCCUGUCCUCCGCUAUGCCGCAGACGACCAUGAAGCAGUUUCACGCCAUGCCCCCUUGCACAUACACCAUGCCAAACCAGUUUCUCCAGCAACAAGCCACUUACUUCCCGCCUUCGCCCCCAAGCUCGGAGCCUGGCAGCCCAGACCGGCAAGCGGAAAUGCUGCAGAAUUUGACCCCUCCUCCAUCUUACGCUGCUACGAUUGCCUCCAAGAUGGCAAUCCACAAUCCCAGUGUGCCUGCAAACAUCCCCAUGAAUUCGCCAGCCAUCCCAGCGCCCAGGUACAACAGGAGGAGUAACCCAGACUUGGAGAAGAGGCGUAUUCAUUACUGUGAUUAUCCUGGUUGCACUAAAGUGUAUACGAAGUCUUCCCACUUAAAAGCGCACCUGCGAACUCAUACUGGAGAGAAGCCAUACAAAUGCACAUGGGAAGGAUGUGACUGGAGAUUUGCGCGCUCCGACGAGUUGACCCGCCACUACAGAAAGCACACUGGGGCCAAACCUUUCCAGUGUGCCGUGUGCAGUCGCAGCUUUUCUCGGUCUGACCACUUGGCUCUGCACAUGAAGAGACAUCAGAACUAGGCCGGACUUUUCCAUGAGGCUCUUGGUAUCUAUGCAACUUCCUAGUGACUCGGUUAAAGUAUAUAUACACGUUCAGAUAGAAUUAGCUUAAGUGUUUUGACUGCGUAUGAACUGCUCUCCAUUUUUAAAAGAGGAAAAAUUGUGAAAGAAACUGGAAGUGUAUAUUUUGUAUAUUUAUGAGGAAACAGGGAAGACACUGUGUCACAAUACUGAUCCAUGUUACGGCCACGUGACCUACUCUUCACGCAUUUGACUUCAGCCCCUCACAGAUGUCAUCUCAGGGCUCCCUACCAUGGUAUAUAUUUUGCAGAUAGGAUUAAUCGGUUUCAUAUAUGCACAGGCAAAAACAUUUUGCCAGAACAGGUUGCACACGCGUGUGGUUUCUGUGCAGUCACGGGAGCCAUUUCCCAGAUUUUGGCUAAACACGUGUGUUGGGAAGCCAGGGUUUUGCUGUUACCUGUUUUACCACAUGGCGACUAAUGUUCAUACAUCACAGUAAGCCGUGAACAAGCAAUGUGGCCAUGUCUGCUUCCCAGCUACUGCUGCUUCACUACUCCACUUGCGUGAGCAGAAGAAACAAACUGCAGACCAUGGCUUAGCGUGUUUUCCAAACCCAGAACCGUGGUUUGUUCCUGCAAACCAUGGUCCCAGCUUCAGGUGGCACAGUAAGCAAGGUUUGUGUUGUUCCCACAUGCGCCAUUUGAGGAGUGGUCAACAAACACACACGGCGACUCUGCUCAUUCAUGAUAAGCUGCGAUUUAUGGCUUACUGUGAAGUACAAAGAUAGCUAGUGCAGUCUGGCAAGCUCUUCUUGUCUGUGGAUGUAAACAAGUGUCUAUGGAUGUAUCUGCACCACAGGUAUUUAAUGCCCAUAACCUUUUUCCUGGGGACUCUUGGGGACUGUUUUGUGAUGGGGAAUCUGUGACAGAUCAGACUAUGCUCCACAGGAUUCCUUGAAGGAAAGCAAUGACAGUUAAUUGGUAUGGAGCUGAUUAAAGUAUGUUGUAUAGCAAUGCCCCAGCUCACAUCUGCAAAAUAUAACAUGACGAGGUGUCCCUAAAUGUAAGUAUUAUGUCUCAAAAGCUCUGGAAUCUAUGUUUUUGGGGCCUUGACCAAGACACUCUUGCUCUGGUAAGCAGUGUUUAGGAAAACUAAUUUAAUUUACAGCUAAGUGAAUCUAAGAGGACAAGCCACCAUUUAUUUUCUGUCAGAAUUUUACUGGAUGUUUUAUUACUUGUUAUAUUUUAUAAAAAAAGUUUUUUUCUGUGGAGAUGAAAUAUAUAUAUAUAUAUAUACAAAUUCAUAAAUAGCCAUAGAACAAAAUGUUCUGUAAGUUGCAUGUUUGCUAUGACAAAGAUUUUGUAAAUAUGCAGAUCAGCUUUUAAUGUUUUCUUACAAAAGGAUUUUCUAGAAAUCAGCUGGGAAAAGUAGCAACCAUCUUACUUCGGACAGUUUUAAUAUGGCACAUUUAAAAAUUGAACCAUCUUUUUAAAAUACCUCUCAAAAAAAGUUAGCCGCCUUGGUUUCACAUAAUGAGCUAGCCAUUCAAUCGCUUUUUUUAUUGUUCACACAGAUGUGAUGCACUGAGAAUUCAAAACAGAUCACGCUUCCUCCCCUAAAAUGUUUUACAAGUACAAAAUAUUUGCAAAAUAUGAACUGUUAAGCAACUGCCAGGAGCUUAAAUAACAAGGGUGGAUCUGAUACAUAAUGUUAAACCUCUUACUAUAAGCUAAACUUAAUAUUGCUUUAAAAAGAAGGAUUUAGAAUGUGGGUUUAGAAUAUCAAAACACUAAGCUGGUUCAACACCAGUACAAUCUAAUUCUGUGUGGAUUUUUUUUGCCCCCGAUUCAACUGUAUUGAGUGUGCAUGUAGCCCUUUCAAACAAGCUGCAUUGAUCAGCUGUCUGGAGAAUGGAAAGGGGUCUGUGGGAAUCUGAUGUUGGUGUGGUUUGUAUCCUGUUUGAUCUAUAUGUCCAGGCCCAGCUCAGGUUCUGGUAUCAAAUGCACACCACCUGUUUGUGUGUGGCAUUCCCGGUGCAGCUAGUGAUAAUGUGUACUGAAACUUUCUGUGUAUUUGUCUAUGUAAUAUGGAUCUGGGGGACGGCAGCGGCUGGGACACGACUUGUAGCUUUUGCAAAGGAUACUGCAGUUUCUCCUCCCCCAAAGUUUGCUAGUUAAAAUGUAAACGAUGCUGUAAUCCCCCCCAAAAAACAAACAAGCACCCCUUUCUUAUUAAAGCAUAAACAGGUUUUGUAAAAUUGGGAGUUCUAACACUGAGAGGGAAUGUUUUCUGCUGCUGGAAUCUAGCUCAAUAUACCAUAGCUGAGGACAGGAUGAGAGUGGAGGCGGCAGUGUUCCUGCUCGUACUCAAACCUCAUCCCGUUUUAAAUUGAGGGGAAGGAACUAUCAGUCGGAAUGCUGUUGCCUAGAGCAAAAAAUCCGUGUUUUGUGGCCCUUUGAGCGAUGAGCCCUCACUGCUGAAAUUCCCUUUUCUGCCUAGCAUCUCGCCACACCAACGGCUCCACCAUCUUAUCUAGCUCAGAAUGACAAUGAAGGCAAGACGAGUUGAACCACAAAAGAGGGUGAAUUUUGAAUGUUGGAACCGAACAGGAAAAAGAAAGUCUGGUGUGUUAACUUUCAGCAGUGUUCUGUCUUCAAGAGUAAUGGUUCUGUCCAUUCUCAUGGGUUUCAGAAAAUGAUCUGUGACUAGUUCCGCUUAAAAAAUAAUCAUCAAGUGGUGCCCUUUCAAACUUAAUUUUAAUUCAACAUAAAAUUUCACAGGUUAAUCUGUUUCAGAGGCAGUAAUGGAAAGAAGUACUAGCAAGCAGCACAAGACAGAUACACAAGAGCACCGUGACAAACGGUUUGCCCAUGGAACAAUUCUGUGCAUGCUUGCAAAUAAGUCCCACUUUGUUUAUUUACUUCUUACACCUUAGCUUUGAAGACUGCUGCCUCAGGCAUUAUAAUAGGUUGAAUCCUGACAAAAGCUGAGCACUUCCAGGUCUAA
Molecule: messenger RNA, 4429 nt
Organism: Podarcis raffonei (Aeolian wall lizard)
Lineage: Eukaryota; Metazoa; Chordata; Lepidosauria; Squamata; Lacertidae
Gene: KLF5
Product: KLF transcription factor 5
Exons: 4
Coding region: 137-1423 (428 amino acids)
Biological process (GO): regulation of transcription by RNA polymerase II
Molecular function (GO): DNA-binding transcription factor activity, RNA polymerase II-specific; RNA polymerase II cis-regulatory region sequence-specific DNA binding
Source: RefSeq, a predicted model, not a curated record